AGUUCAAACGCUGCCAGUGAAGAGCUCGAGCGAGCGACGGACGCACUGCAGUCUCGAGCCGCGUGGAAACACCGCACACCUCUUUUAUUUCACAACGCGAAGGACGCAAGCCCGAUUCAACGCUUUUUUUAGAUUUAUUAUCAUAUAUCGUUCUCAAACUGGUUUAUUCAUCCUGUACACACCAUGGCCAACAAAGAGGAGAAACCUGACGAGAAACAGUCGAGUUGGAAAGAUUUCAUCUACAACCCAAGGACGGGGGAAUUCAUCGGGCGCACUGCGAGCAGUUGGGGUCUUAUAUUACUCUUUUAUCUGGUCUUCUAUGGCUUCCUGGCUGGGAUGUUUAGUCUCACCAUGUGGGUGAUGCUACAGACGCUGGAGGAUCACACUCCCAGAUACAGGGACCGAGUGGCCAAUCCAGGGCUGAUGAUUAGGCCGAGGUCCUUGGAAAUUGGAUUUAACCGAUCCAUUCCCCAGCAAUACAACAAGUAUGUGCAGCACCUGGAGUCGUUCCUGCAGCAGUACAAUGACUCCCUGCAGGAUAGGAACGAGAUCUGUACCAAGGGGGACUACUUUGAGCAAGGUGAUGAUGUUGCUGUGGAGAAGAAGGCCUGCCAGUUCAAGAGAAGUUCUCUACGACAGUGCUCUGGACUGGCUGAUAGCACUUUUGGUUAUUCAGAGGGCCAGCCAUGCAUCCUAGUCAAGAUGAAUCGAGUGAUUGGGCUUAGGCCAAAAGGAGACCCACGUAUCAACUGCGCAGCCAAGGUGCAGAGAGAAACCCCCCUGCAGAUGCAGUAUUUCCCCCCCGAGGGCGUGCUGGACAAGAGCUACUACCCCUAUUACGGCAAGAAACUGCAUGCGAGCUAUGUCCAGCCCGUUGUAGCCGUGAAGCUUCUGCUGGCUGAGGAAGACUACAACUCUGAGCUCGUCAUCGAGUGCAAGGUGGAGGGAUCCGACCUGAUCAACAACGACGAGCGCGACAAGUUCAUGGGCCGGGUCACCUUCCGGAUCAACGUGUCCAAGUAGCCUGGGCCAACCCCGGAGACGCACGAUGUCAGUUCCUCUCACUCAAACCCCGUCCCUUCUCAUGUUUAUCACGCACACCUCGUCCCCUAUGUGGCGUCCUGCGAGUUCAAAUCAGGGUCGUAGUACGAAUGCUCGUCUAGGGUCCGGUUUGAAACCCGUCCUGGAUCACAGUGUAGUUCAAUGCAUGCAGACCUUCACUGGCCCUGCGUCACGGAUGGGUCAGGGUUGGGAGAGUGUGUAUGUGUGAUGUUAUUUAAGGUUUUAGGACUUAAUUCUCAUCAGAACCACCCUUUUAUUCAAAAACACCCCACUGGAAAUGAAAUGCAAAGGUAAAAAAAACAAAAAAAACAUUGAUUCUCCUCCGACGCCUCCCCGUAAGAGAGAACGUAGUGUCAUCGUGUAGUAAGUUUAGGGACCUGUAAAUAGAUGCAUCAACACAUGCUGUGCUCCCCUCAUAGUACUGUUUAGCCUGCCAUGUGUGUGUGUGUGUGAUGUGAAGCCUCUAUGUACAUAUUUAAUGGAUUUUAAACACUGUUUCCUCCGUCAUCGCUCUCACUUUGUCUGACUGCUGUAAGAAAUCAAGAGUAUGAAAUUAUAUAAUAGCUGUAAUUUAAGAUUAUUGAGAAAUUUAAAAAAAAUUAAGGAGGGGGGGAGGGGGAAGGGAAGACACCAAAAAAACAACAACAUCUAUAUCAAACCUUGUUUGAAACCCCGUCCACCAUCUGAGGGAAGUGAUUUUUUUUUUAAACCUCUGCAGAAACUGUUCUUUGUGCAGACGCCUUACGAUCUGUAUGAAUUUAAAAAUCUUGAAAUAAAAGUGAUUUUAAACAAAGGUU
Rhinichthys klamathensis goyatoka is the source of this 1859-nucleotide messenger RNA. RefSeq names its product ATPase Na+/K+ transporting subunit beta 3b (gene atp1b3b). Gene Ontology annotation, molecular function: ATPase activator activity. NCBI's taxonomy places the organism in Eukaryota, Metazoa, Chordata, Actinopteri, Cypriniformes, Leuciscidae. The record is from RefSeq and is a predicted model, not a curated record. Bases 184 to 1023 code for a protein of 279 amino acids. Gene Ontology annotation, cellular component: sodium:potassium-exchanging ATPase complex. The transcript has 7 exons. Gene Ontology annotation, biological process: sodium ion export across plasma membrane; intracellular sodium ion homeostasis; potassium ion import across plasma membrane.